Penicillium chermesinum is the source of this 1719-nucleotide messenger RNA. RefSeq names its product beta-catenin-like protein 1. The transcript has 7 exons. The record is from RefSeq and is a predicted model, not a curated record. The coding region runs from base 1 to 1719 and encodes 572 amino acids. Gene Ontology annotation, cellular component: spliceosomal complex. Lineage: Eukaryota; Fungi; Ascomycota; Eurotiomycetes; Eurotiales; Aspergillaceae.
AUGACAAGCGUCGACGAGCUCUUCAAGAAACCCACUUCCUCAGGAAGCUCGAAGCGCAAACUCGAGCCCGUCCAGAACCCUAAUGAGCUCUACAAGUCAGCAAGGCUGGAUGGAACGAGCGACGCGAAACACAAAGCGAGGGAUGCGCGAGUAGAGGACGAUGAGGAGGACGCCGAAGCUGGUCCUGAGCUACCUCCUUCGGACGACGAAGAUGUCCCGGAGGAUGAGGAAGGGCGCUUCUUUGGUGGGGGGGCUAGAACAGAAGACCACGCAGGCAAUGCAAAGGAAAAAUUCGACACGACUUGGGCCCGGCGUUUCGCGAUCAAUUUCGAGCGGAAGAUAACGAAGAAUGCAGAGCUUCGCGCCAAAUUUGAAAACGAACCGCAAAAAUUCAUGGCUUCCGAAGCAGAUCUUGAUACGGAGAUAAGAGGGCUGUCGAUUCUAUCAGAACACUCAGACCUUUACGAAGAGUUCUCUAGGCUGGGAUGCGCAGGGUCGCUAGUCUCCCUGCUCUCACACGAGAAUGCAGAUAUCGCCAUCAAUGCGAUCCAAAUCAUAAGCGAACUGACUGAUGAAGAUGUGGCGGCUGAGCAGGGGCAAUGGGACGCCUUGGUCAACGCGAUGAUGGAUGCCGACCUCAUCGAACUCCUGACCCAAAACCUCUCUCGGCUCGACGAAUCAUCUGAAACCGAUCGAUCAGGGGUGUACUAUAUUCUCAGUGUUCUGGAAAACCUUUCUUCACGGACCGCGGUCGCAGAGAGACUGGGUCGGGAUGCCUCGGUCCUUCCAUGGAUCAUGGGUCGAAUCCAACAGAAGGAAACCCCAGUGAGUCAAAACAAACAGUACGCGACGGAGAUUCUGGCGAUUCUUCUACAAUCCUCCAAUCAAAACCGGGCAAGGUUCAUUGAACUUGAUGGGAUCGAUGUCCUCCUUCAACUCCUCAGCCAGUACCGCAAACGUGAUCCCGUGAAGGACUCGAAUGAAGAGGAAUAUGUGGAGAAUCUUUUUGAUGCCGUCGUUUGUCUCGUUGACGAAACUCCAGGAAAAGAGAAAUUCGUCGAGGCGGAAGGCAUUGAGCUGGCCCUCAUCAUGCUUCGCGAGGGUAAAUUCAGCAAGCCACGGGCGCUGCGCAUUCUGGACCAUGCUUUCAGCGGACCUGGUGGUCAAUCGGCUUGUGAGCGGUUUGUCGAGGCGGCAGGGCUCAGAACCGCGUUCGGGAUGUUCAUGAAAAAACAAGAACAUCAAAGCAUCGAACAUCUUUUGGGUAUUUUUGCUUCCCUCCUGCGUCUCCUCCCGGGUGACUCGGCGCCUCGGAUUCGGUUGCUGGCCAAGUUUAUGGAAAAGGAUUAUGAGAAGGUUGAGAGACUGUUCAAGCUUCGAUGGGAAUAUGUCACUCGGCUGUCGCCUGUUGAAAAGGCAAUCGAUGAUGAAAGACAAAGCCUUUCGCCGGAAGAUCGGGAGAUGUUCGCUGGGGAGUGGUUAUCUCGCCGGUUUGACGCAGGACUUUUCUCUUUACAGGCAAUUGAUGUGAUCCUCGCAUGGCUCGUGGCCGAAGAUACUGGCGCCAGGAAGAGAGUCAUCUCUAUUCUGACGGAUCGCGGGGAAAGCCUGGCCCUUCUUCGGGCGACCCUGCAAGAGCAACUUGGCGACCUCGAUGAUCAAGAGGCUGGCAACCAGGAUCUGGCCGACAUGCUGAACACGUUGAUUCAAUUUCUUUGA